CAGGCCGGAGGGGCUGCGCGCCGCGGCGGUGGGACAGCCUGGAGCGCCCGGCAGCUGCGGGCCGGGGACCCUGGACCCCUCCCCAAGCCGAGAAGGAGGAAGGAAGGAGCCACGUCCCCCUCCCGAGGAUGACACUAAACACCCAGCAAGAAGCAAAGACGCCCCUGCGACGGCGAGCCAGCACCCCGCUGCCCCUGGCCUCCCGGGGCCGCCAGCCUGGCCUGUGCGCGGCGCCUUCCGCUUCCACACAAUCCCGGCACCCACGGCUGGGCCAGUCGGCCUCCCUCAACCCUCCCCGCCAGCAACCUGCACCUGCCCCCGACGGCUGGUCCUCUGAAUCCAGCGACUCUGAAGGCUCCUGGGAGGCCCUCUACCGCGUGGUGCUGCUGGGAGACCCCGGCGUGGGGAAGACCAGCCUGGCCAGCCUCUUCGCGGGGAGGCCGGAGCGGGAGCUCCACGAACAGCUGGGAGAAGACGUGUACGAGAGGACCCUCACAGUGGAUGGAGAAGACACCACACUGCUGGUCAUGGACACCUGGGAGGCUGAGAAACUGGAUGAAAGCUGGAGCCAGGAGUCCUGCCUGCAGGUGGGCAGUGCCUACGUCAUCGUGUACUCCAUCGCAGACAGAGGCAGCUUCGAGAGCGCCUCUGAGCUCCGCAUUCAGCUAAGGCGCACACAUCAGGCGGACCAUGUGCCCAUCAUCCUGGUGGGCAACAAGGCGGACCUGGCACGCUGCCGGGAAGUCUCCGUGGAAGAGGGACGCGCCUGCGCUGUCGUGUUCGACUGCAAGUUCAUCGAGACCUCAGCCACCCUGCAGCACAACGUGGCCGAGCUCUUCGAGGGCGUGGUGCGCCAGCUGCGCCUGCGCCGCCAGGACGGCAGCACCCGGGACUCCCCCGCGCCUCGACGGCGGGCGAGCUUCGGCCAGCGAGCUCGGCGCUUCUUGGCGCGCCUGACAGCCCGCAGCGCCCGCCGCCGGGCCCUCAAGGCCCGCUCCAAGUCCUGCCACAACCUGGCCGUGCUCUGAGGCCGCCCGCCCGCCCAGGGUGGUGAACACUGGGGUGCACGACGCUCUGCCGACGCCACCGAGGGGGCCACCGCGGGGCCACGGCGCAGUGACCUGGAGGGCGCGUCGUGGGUCCUCCCUGCCCGCGGCCCUGCGGGCCAGAGCAUCUCCCGGAGCCACAGCUUCAGGGGCCCCUCCGCCACCGGAAGCGAUGUACAGACUAUGGGGCCCGAAGCCCAAGCUCGGCACACAGUAGGGGAUUUUCUUUUUUUUUUUACACGAUUUGUGUCUUUUUGUAAAAAACAAAACCUUUAUCCUCGGGCUCUGGCCAACCCUCAGAAACACUACCCCCAUCUUCCCACCCCCCCAAAAAACACCACAGACUACAAGGAUGUCCCGUCUGAAUGCCCAGACGUCUUUGGGGUUCAUCCGGGCAUCUCCACCUCCUGCUCUCCCAUCUACACUGGCUACAGACGGGGUUACCUGCUGACCUGUGUCAGGGUCAGUCAAUAAAGUCAU
This is a messenger RNA of Eptesicus fuscus (big brown bat), 1526 nucleotides long. RefSeq names its product RRAD and GEM like GTPase 1 (gene REM1). Gene Ontology annotation, molecular function: GTP binding; calcium channel regulator activity; GTPase activity. The transcript has 5 exons. Lineage: Eukaryota; Metazoa; Chordata; Mammalia; Chiroptera; Vespertilionidae. The record is from RefSeq and is a predicted model, not a curated record. Gene Ontology annotation, biological process: negative regulation of high voltage-gated calcium channel activity. The coding region runs from base 129 to 1028 and encodes 299 amino acids. Gene Ontology annotation, cellular component: plasma membrane.